CGAAUAUAUAUAUACGAUAUAUAACACCGAGCCACGCAAACAAAGUGUAGGAAGACACUGUAAACCUGGCCUGGAGCAGGAACAGCAGCUGUAAACUAUGGCCAAUGUUAAUUAAAAGCGAAUGGCAACAGAAACAGAGAACAGGCUUCAAAACCCAUGUGUCUGUAAGCGCUGCGACAAACAUAAAUCAAUCACUCGUAGUACAAGAGCAACAUGUAGUGGGAUAAGCUGUAUUGCAUACGCUAUAAGGACUAUUUCGAUAUACCAUGUUAAUGACUAUUUACAUGGCGCAUGAAAAAUGGCCAUUUGUUUUCAAUCAAAUUGAAUCGAGUAGAGAAUGGACAACAAAAGCAACAGCAGCAUCAACAACAACAGAAAUGCAACAAGAAAGCAUUUGGAAAUGACUUAAAGCCGCUUAUCGAAAAGAAACAAAGAGAAACCAAAACACACACACACGUAGACAAAUUAAGCAAAAGCCUCAACGACAUAAGCUCCAACAAGCUAACGGACAACACGGCGUAUGCGUGAUUAAUUGCAGUUUAAACACAAACAGGAAUCCCGCAAGGACGAAAACUCUGACAAAAUGUUGCCAACAAAUGUGAUGACUUUUAUGAAAAAGAUGGUGGCCACAGAUGAGCAGACCAACGAGCGGCAACAGCAUGCAACAGAUUCCGGCGGUGGCGCCUCUAACACGGGCGCUUUAAACAAAAUGAAGGCAACGCUCUCCUCAUCGCUGCUAACCGUGACAGAUAAAGUUAAUAAAAUGUCGCCACGCCCCUCGCUGGUACCAACAGAUGCGGAUACCAGCGGCAGCUAUGGCUCUCCCAGUUACCAACAGCAGCAGCAGCAGCAGCAACAGGAGGCCAGCAGCAAUCUGAAUAACAACAAUAAUAAUUCGGCGGGUGGAGGCGUUGGCGCCGCUGCGGCCAAACAGGAGCCCGGUCGCCGAGCAGGCGCGUGUAGGGUGUGCCUCAAGUCAUUCAAGCCGGAUGACUACCACAAGACGUGCUUCGAGUGCCAGCAGCGGGUGUGUGAAGAUUGCGCCAGCUACAGCAAGCUUGACGAGCACGAGGAUGCGAACAUGUGGCGCUGCAGUGUUUGCCGUCGCAAAAUGGCCUCGAGGGUGUGCAUACCACAGGACUCGACGGACUCAACGCUGGAUGUGCCCGUGCUGGAGGCACUGCAGCGUCGCCACUCGGAUGCCAAAUUGGGCAGCAGCACACAGACGCUGGCACCGAGCAAUGGAGCCGCCUUGGCACCACCACGCAGUCCAGAGCUGCGACGACAUUCAGAUGUUUCACCUGCAUCCCUGAAGGAGCUCGAGCGCCAGCUGAAAGGCGGCCGCAGCAUGGCACCCAGUCGCUCGAAUAGCCCGCCGCGCGGCAGCGAACUGGAGCCCGCAUUCGGUGCGCCCCUCUCACGGAUGCAGUCACGUCGCGGCUCCCGUGUCUCGCGUCAGCACAGCUACGACGAUGAUAUGCAGAAGGGUGGCGUCGGAGGUAGCAUGGGCGGUGGUGGACCCGCAUUGGGCAUGGGACCUGAUGCUGCAGGUCUCGGCAUACCGGCAAUGCCGCGCAGGAAAUCAGCAUACGACGUCUUUGCGCCGGGAGUGUUGCAGGGUGCAGCAGCAGGCGCGCAGCAGCAACGUUCGCCGUGCGAUGGAGCCGGUGGUGGCAUGAUGUUGCCAGGGCAGCUGCCAGGGUCGCGACGUCCCUCGUUUCGUGUGCCGCAUCCCUCGGAGGAUAUGCAGAACGAUGAAUCUCCCGGCUCACCGGAUAAGGGCAGCCCCGUGCUAACUGUGGACGAUGAUCGGCGUAUGAGGAGACGCGGCUCGCAACUUCCGGACAUUGCGGCGCUGCAAAAUCGCGGUGCAUUGCCAACGGGUUUACCGGCUUCGAUACCAGCACCAAUGGCCUCGUUUACUGGUCCCAAUUUGGAGGAUUUGGAGGCGCCGCGCAGGCAAACGUCCAUGGAUGGGGAGGCCAUACGUAUUGUCAUACACGAUGUUGAUUCCGGUCCUAUAUGUGCAUCAAAGCGUCGCAUUAUUCUGCGCCGGGACCCAACGGAUAAGGCACAUCGCACACGAGGCUUCGGCAUGCGCGUUGUUGGUGGCAAGACCGGUACCGAUGGACGGCUAUUUGCCUACAUUGUCUGGACGGUGCCUGGAGGUCCGGCUGAGAAAAAUGGCCUGCAGCAGGGCGACAAGAUACUCGAAUGGAAUGGCAUGUCACUUAUCGACCGCAGUUUUGAGGAGGUAUGUUCCAUAAUGGAUCGAACCGGGGACAUUGUGGAGCUGCUGGUGGAGCAUGCCACCGAUUUUCGCAUGUGCGAUCUUUUUGAUGAGAAUCUGCCGCCUGGCAAUAGUGGCGGUCAGAGCGGUCCUCGACGUUCUGGCGAUGGUCCUGUCGGACUGGGACUUAUAGCGGACCCCGAAUCCAACACAGACAAAUCACCAGCAUCGCCAACUAGACGGAAAUUACCAAAAACUCCGGAGCAAAUAGCACGGGAGAAAAUGGUCAGCGGCCGUGUACAAAUACAGGUGUGGUAUCAUGCGGAACGCAGCGAACUGGUCGUAUCCCUAAUGGCUGGCGAUGAUCUGGCCCUACGCGAUGAGGCCUAUGGCCAUGGGAAUCUACCAGAGGCAUAUGCCAAAGUUCGCAUAUUGCCCAAGUGCGGCGAUGGCAGUGUGCAACAGACGGAAGUCAGUCGACCCACACAGAACCCCAUUUGGAAUGCAACGUUGACCUUUGCGCAUGUGAAGGCCGACAGCUUGAUGGAUCGCUAUAUUGAUAUACAGCUGUGGGACCUGGUGCCGCACACGGAGUCCAUAUACCUUGGUGAAUGCAACAUUGAGCUGCAGCAGGCUUUUCUCGAUGACCAGGCCAUCUGGUGCCGUCUGGAGGAUCCCAAGGGACUGCGUGGCAUUAGCAUUAGCAAGUCGCCAAGCGUCUCUCCUCGUGGUUCCAUUGCCGCCGGAGCCGGUGCACCAUGUGGCGAUGUUUCACGUUUACUUCGCCGGGACUACAAUAUGCAGCGUUCCAUAUCGGAUGAGGUGGAUUCGAUUGGGGAUGGUGCAUCAUUACUACAUCCAGAUCAUGCCUACAUAGCGGGCUCACGACGCGGCUCAUCUCAAUCGGAGACCAUGGAGGUGGAGGUGUAUCAGCUGGGCAAGGACUUCUCGCGCUCGUUGCCGGGUUCGCGUCGCUCGAGUUUUCAGGAUGCCGAAAAGAAUCGGCUGGAGGAGGAUGCCAUGGCCACGCCGCCCACAUCCUAUCUUGUGGGACGGCGUCGCUCCUCGGUGGCGCGACGCGAUCCGGAUGAGAUCUUGAAAUCCUUAAAGGCUGUGCGCGGCGAACUUGGACGCACCAUGAGCUUAGGCACCGAGCAGCACAAACGCAUUGGUUCACGACGUUCCAGUCGUGUUGGCCUGCCCAGUGGUCCCAACAGUCGGAAGAGCUCGGUAUUGGAUUUAUCGCAGCAGCAGCAACUACAAUUGCAACAAUUGCAGCUUCUACAACUACAGCAACAACAACAAAACCAACAACACCAGCUGCCAAUUGGCAUUGGCACCACGGAGACCAGUCCACCGUCCGAUGAUGAAGACAAACGCUUUCGGCCACGUUGGAAAGGUUCGGGCACACAGCUGCCGCCACAGAGCGCCAAGCAGGCAUUGUCCCGGCUCAAGCAGGCCGCUUCCGUUUCGAAUGUGGCGCAGGAGAAGCAAAACCUGCUGCUGGGCAGCAACCUGGGCGACAGCGGCCAGCAAAAACAAUUGCGCAAGGGUAGCAUGGUUAAUUUGCGUGGCCAGGACUCACUCUCCGCCGGGCAACAGCAGCAGCGCAAAGGCAGCAUGUUCCAGUUGAGCGAGCCACAAUCGCAAUCGCAAUCGCAAACGCAGCUGCAGCGCAAGGGCAGCGUCUAUGUGCCCUCUGCCAGCGACACGCCCCCGCUGAGCACGCCCCCGCUGGGCACGCCAACGCGUAAGGGAAGCGUCUAUCAACGCACCAGCACGGAUAGCGGCACGAACAGUUCCCAAAGGAAGGGCAGCGUCUAUCAACGCCCCAGUACGGACAGCAGCAUGGAGAGUCCACAGCGAAAGCAGAGCAUGGUUAAAACCCUGAGCGGCAGCUAUGCCAACGUCAACGUCGCCGCCAUUACGGGCAGCGAGUCCAGCUACGGCCUCAAGUUGGGGCCAAGCCAAAUACAUCCCAAGGGUUAUCGCCUAACCACGGCGCGUCAUGGUGAGCUGAAAAUGGGAUUCGUGAAAAUCAAAGGAAAUGUCGAGGUGGAGCUUAUUUGUGCCCGAAACAUUGUGAACGAGGAUUGCGAGACGCCGCCAGACACCUACGUCAAAUGCUAUAUUAAAGAUGGCGAUCGAUUGCGGCACAAGAAGAAGACGCGCGUCGUGCGCCACGCUGCGGAGCCAUUUUACAAGCAGACCAUCAAGUACCAGAGCGCUGAUGUCUUUGGCCGGAAUAUUGUCAUAAUGGUGUGGCAACGUUGUGUGGGAUUCGAGCACAAUCAGGGAUUGGGCGGCACGGAAGUGAAUUUGGACAAAGUGAACAUUGGCCAGCACAUCACUGGCUGGUAUCCGCUCUUUCCCAUGCACAGCUAUGGCGGCUCGGAUUCCGAUAAUUCUCCUUGACCGAACACGCGAGUGCGAGCGACAACAGAAACAAUAAAAUUGAAAUGCAUAACACCAAUGUUUAAUGAUAUGCUACUGCUUAAAGUAAAAGCUCAAUUUGUUAGUACCUAAGACACGGGCCACGCUAAAAAAAAAAAAAAGAAGAAACUAUUUGUUAUUUAAUCAAGUUAUAAAACCAAACCGCCCCGCCCCCAGAAAUAUAUAAGUAUUUGUCCCUUAAUAGUUUAUAGUUAAAUGAGCUUGAUAGCAAUUUGCGAUAUGUUAAAACUAUAUAGUAUUUGGUGAGAGAGCUUUGUUAGUAUGGUACAGUUAUGGAGAGCACAAUAAUUGAGAAAUGUGAGUACCAAAGAAAAAACCACAACAAAUAUAGAACUACGUACAAAACAUACAUACC
Messenger RNA from Drosophila grimshawi, 5039 nucleotides. It is a transcript of the gene Fife, whose product is annotated as regulating synaptic membrane exocytosis protein 2. Gene Ontology annotation, molecular function: transmembrane transporter binding; small GTPase binding. Gene Ontology annotation, cellular component: presynaptic membrane; cytoskeleton of presynaptic active zone. The record is from RefSeq and is a predicted model, not a curated record. The transcript has 16 exons. The coding region runs from base 584 to 4645 and encodes 1353 amino acids. Lineage: Eukaryota; Metazoa; Arthropoda; Insecta; Diptera; Drosophilidae. Gene Ontology annotation, biological process: positive regulation of synaptic transmission; regulation of membrane potential; regulation of synaptic plasticity.